AUGUUGCAGUGCUUCCAUGUGCCUUACUCAGCCCUGACCAUGUUCAUCAGCAGGGAGCAGAGCGAGCGGGACUCGGCCACUGCCUACCGUAUGACAGUGGAAGUGCUGGGCACCGUGCUGGGCACCGCCAUCCAGGGCCAGAUCGUGGGCAAGGCCGUUACUCCCUGCAUCGAGAGCCCCCUGUUCAUCGGCAGGGCCAACUCCUCGGUGGCCAUGGAGGAGCUGAACAUGACCCACGACACCGGGUCGCUCACAGACACAAGAAAUGCCUACAUGAUCGCUGCGGGGGUCAUCGGGGGGCUCUACGUCCUCUGCGCCGUGGUGCUGUCGGUGGGCGUGCGGGAGAAGAGAGAGUCCUCUGAGCUCCGGUCGGACGAGCCUGUCUCCUUCUUCCAGGGGCUGAAGCUGGUGAUGAACCACGGUGCCUACAUCAAGCUCAUUGCUGGCUUCCUCUUCACCUCACUGGCCUUCAUGCUGCUGGAGGGAAACUUUGCCCUCUUCUGCACCUACACCCUGGGCUUCCGCAACGAGUUCCAGAACAUCCUCCUGGCCAUCAUGCUCUCGGCCACCUUGACCAUCCCCCUCUGGCAGUGGUUCCUUACCCGCUUUGGGAAGAAGAUGGCUGUCUACAUGGGCAUCUCGUCUGCCAUUCCCUUCCUCAUCAUGGUGGCUGUGCUGGACAGUAACCUCAUCGUCACCUACAUUGUGGCUGUUGCAGCUGGGAUCAGCGUCGCAGCCGCCUUCCUCCUUCCCUGGUCCAUGCUCCCGGAUGUCAUAGAUGACUUCAAACUGCAGCAUCCUGACUCCCAUGGCCAUGAAGCUAUUUUCUUCUCCUUUUAUGUCUUCUUCACCAAGUUUACCUCUGGGGUCUCCCUGGGCAUCUCCACACUCAGCUUAGACUUUGCAGGGUACCAGACCCGGGGCUGCUCCCAGCCCAGUGAUGUGAACUUCACCCUGAAGAUGCUGGUGUCGGCCGUGCCCGUGGGACUGAUCCUGCUGGGCCUGCUCCUGUUCAAGCUGUACCCCAUCGAUGAGGAGAAGCGGAGGAAAAACAAGAAAGCCCUGCAGGACUUGAGGGAGGAGAGCAACAGCAGCUCCGAGUCGGACAACACAGAACUGGCCAGCAUCGUGUGA
Nestor notabilis (Kea) is the source of this 1134-nucleotide messenger RNA. It is a transcript of the gene MFSD2A, whose product is annotated as major facilitator superfamily domain containing 2A. Gene Ontology annotation, biological process: carbohydrate transport. Gene Ontology annotation, molecular function: lysophospholipid:sodium symporter activity. The record is from RefSeq and is a predicted model, not a curated record. NCBI's taxonomy places the organism in Eukaryota, Metazoa, Chordata, Aves, Psittaciformes, Psittacidae. Gene Ontology annotation, cellular component: membrane. The transcript is spliced from 10 exons. Bases 1 to 1134 code for a protein of 377 amino acids.